This is a messenger RNA of Solenopsis invicta (red fire ant), 4028 nucleotides long. It is a transcript of the gene asun, whose product is annotated as integrator complex subunit 13. Gene Ontology annotation, biological process: regulation of mitotic cell cycle; centrosome localization. The coding region runs from base 55 to 2091 and encodes 678 amino acids. The record is from RefSeq and is a predicted model, not a curated record. Gene Ontology annotation, cellular component: integrator complex. The transcript has 9 exons. NCBI's taxonomy places the organism in Eukaryota, Metazoa, Arthropoda, Insecta, Hymenoptera, Formicidae.
CUCGGCAAAAGUGUUAUUUAUUUAACGCGACUCACGAAUAAGAAAUGAAAAAGAAUGUAUCCUGCGAAUCACAAGACUAUAUUCGUGCUGGAUCAUACUCCAUAUUUUGGCAUCUCCACUGAGUGCCCGUUGGAAUUUGACUUUCUCAAGAGCAGGGGACAAAAUCUGAUUCCGCUGGCGCCGGUCUGCAAAUCUCUAUGGACCACCAGUGUCGAGGCCUCGUUGGAGUACUGUCGCAUUGUGUGGGAUCUCUUUCCCACAGGUAAAUUGAUUAGAUUUGUUGUAACUGACCGUGCGGCUUACGUUCUUAACUCAUGGAGCCCCUUGCAACAGAAUUUGAAUCAUAUAAUGAAUGGCACUGCCAUUUUAGGAGUGCCAACAAAGACACCGGAACCUGGGGAGGACUAUUCAGUUAUACAUGGUUUACGUGUAGCAAUUGAGACUCUGAAUGAGUGCUCUGAGAUACAGCACGAGAAAAGAACUUCUCUUAACGACAACACUAGCAAGCUGAUAAACAGAGGCCGAGUAAUAUGCAUUACGAGUGCACGUGACAACAACAACAUGAAGAGCUUGGAGAAUAUAUUUCUAAAUGAAUUAGCAACAGAAAACAAGAACGCGCUAUCUUCAGAUCAUUUGAUUCCCGUUGAUUAUUGUCACUUGGUUAUACUAAACAUAUAUCCCAACAAUAUUGACUCCCAAGUAACUAGUCAAGGUCCUCGAGAGGUAUCGCCGUUUCUUACAGUAGAAGUGCACUCCAUCAAAGCCUCGGCGCUUCAUUCCAAGUUAUCUCAUCUGAUUUUGUCUCAUUAUGAUUUGGCCAGCACUACGGUAACGGGUAUACCUAUGAAGGAAGAACAGAACGCCAGCUCAUCCGCCAAUUAUGAUGUAGAAAUAUUUCAUUCCUCCGCCGCACACACUGCAAUUUUAAAAGGUAAUCCACAAGAUUCUGCAUUAAUAAAGACGUUUAGGCGUUUCGAGGAAGGAUCGGAAUAUGAGACGAUCACGUUAAAGUGGUGCACGCCACGCGGUUGUAGCGCCUCGGAGAUGCAAAACUGCACGGCGAUGCACCGAAUCACACCGGUGGAUGUUAAUAGUAGACCAUCUUCUUGUUUGAUUAAUUUUCUGUUAAAUGGCAGAUCAGUGAUGCUGGAAAUGGCUAGAAAGGCCGGUGGAAAGACUAUUUCACAUCUACUAGCAGCGCAUGGUGGCGAGAUUUUCAUUCAUACAUUAUCUACCGCUCGAAGCGUGCUCGAAGAUCCACCUUCCAUUAGUGAAGGAUGCGGUGGGCGUGUCACAGAUUAUAGAAUAACCGAUUUCGGCAUUCUCAUGAAAAAUAACAUACUAGUACCACUAAAACGUACUUCUAAUUCUGAUGCUGAUGGUCUAGUAGAAAAGAUGAGAUCAAGACUGGAACGCCACACUAAAUAUUGGCCUAUGACUAUUUCUAGUACUCUCAUGUUUAACUUAAAACAGAUGAUAGAUCCACUUCCAGAAUUAAUGGUGAAAGAGGAGCUCACCACAGAAGAAGUGUUCCAAUGCAGACAAGUGAUUUUUAGCGUGGUUAAUCUAGAGGCGAAACACGAGCCUUUGCCUUUACCAAGCAUCGGUGGAGGUCGCGGUGGCAAAGGAGGCGUACGCAGAGAAGAACAUUAUCGUUUACUGUGGGACGAGAUAGAAACGUUUCUUAAACAUCACGCCAACAACUCGGCUGCUCAUACCGAAGUUCUUAAUUGUUUACUGGAGAUCAGAAACAAAAACGAAAAUAACAAAGUAGAACUCGAUCAGGUGCUACGAGAGUUAGAUAGUUUCGGCAAGGAAGACGGAACCGCCAGAGUCAGCGUAAUCAGAGCGACAACGGACUCGCCGAUGUCACCACCGGCAAGCGUAUCAAUACCUCUGACUAAACAGUUACACAAAGGCAAUAUCGCCACGUCGAGGAGCCUCCUAGAUAUCUGGUUGCAACGCAGCGCUCCAAAAGAUAAAAAACCGGAUUUCCAUGGAAGAAUCAGUAGCGACGGACUUAAAGCAAAGCUGUAUCCCAAUUUGAAGGAGAUUGGAAGAGAACCUAGAGAGACCAUGAUAGACGGAUAACAGAUAAGAGAGAUGCGAAGUGCGUCAUGUAAAGACACCAUAUAUGACAUUGUAAAUAUAAUUGAAUUAAACAUUGAUAGACAUUUAUUUAAUGUCAUCAUUCAUGACUGUAUAGGACGUUUGACAAGUUGAAACUACGCGAAAAAUUAUAUGAUACAAUUAGACAUUUUUUACAUUAAAAGCAAGCAGUGUAUAUUAUAUUUCUUGUUUAUUAGUUUAAUGUGUCGACAAUUCUGUGAAAUAUGUAAUUUAUAAGAUUAUAAUUAGAAAUUAUUUCGCGAAGGAGAAAUAUUUAUAGGUUUUUUUAGACAUUCUUUUAUUAUAGGAUUUAUUUAUAUCAUUCAUAAAUCCACAGAAUUGUAUGUGUGUGUAUUCAUAUUUUAUAUAGACUGAUGACCGUUUAUAAAAGUUAAAUAAUAAAUCUGUGACAAAAAUUCAUGAAUUUAACGAAGGAUUUACAUCAUAAAAAUAAAAAUUUAGAAGUAAAAUGAAUCUAGACGCAAGAAGUAGAUCUAACAAAAGUUACAAGAUAAUUUGAAGAAUCGAAAAGAAUAUAAGAUUUGUUAAUAAAGAUUGGAAUACAAAAGGAAAUUUCGACUGGAAUGAGGAAAAUUGAACUUUUGGGACAAGAAUGAAAGUAUUUGAGGAUACGAUAGUCAUAGGAGUGAUCAUCAGUCAAUUUAAUGUUGUGCGAAGACCCAUCUGCGUGGGACGAAAGUGUUUCAGUGGUACACAUCAUUUUCACAGCUCCCUUCUCUUUCUCUACCGCCGACCGCUCUGCACCCCUCCUGCUGUUUUAUUAGUCGACACGUCUGCCGAGUGUCUGAGCCGUCUAAGCGAUACAUCGACCUCUGUCGAAUCUAUAGUUCACUUCGGCGUGCGCUUGGCCAUGCUAAUCGAUAAAUGUGGAAGGACGCCGGGCCGGACGAGGAGCAAGGAGCAGAAGAGGAGGAGGAGGAGGCGCUGGGAGGCGCUCGGGUAUCAGCGUGUAUUGGCAUGUAUUGCGCGUAAUUCGCAAUGCACAUAAAGUUCUAUGAUGCACUCACAAUCUCUCAAUUUCAAUGCUAUAGACGGUAAAACAUCUAAGAAAGUAUAAGUCGAGAAGGUAAAAAUCUUUCAAAAUCUUAGAUGUGUCCGCCAAUUUAAGAAACCGAAGAUCAAAGUCUUGCUGCUAUUCCUCUGGGAAAUGUCCUGGACUCUUCUUACCAAUCCAUCUCAAUUUAUCCAUCGUUUAGAAGAGAGAAGAUAAGAAAGUGCAGUAAGAGGAAAAUGUAUAUGUGACAAUCCAUUUCGCACGGGAUCAUUACUUUAUAUGUUGCACCUUGUAUAAUGCAAGCCGCUAAAAGAGAGAUAGACGGGACCGCCGAGGGAGAGGGGAGAGGGGGGCGAGAGGGUUUACGAGAGAAGGACGAGGUGGUGGAGGAGGAAGAGGACGAGAAAGAGGAGAGGAGGGUUGCGGAAGGGGACCAGGGAGUACAAGUGCAUGACGUAACGGUUCAUUCAUCCCGAGACAGGCGAUAGAGGAUAUCCCGGUCAAUGGUAUACUUAUGCAUGUAAACGCGCGCACGUACGUGUGUGUACGUAUGACGCACGUAAGUAUGAGUGUGCAGCAUGCACAUGUCUCUCUGUCGCGCUGCUCAUUUUUUUCGGAUGUACGCGGCUAAGCCACGUGCAUGCGUGUGGAGAUGAAGCAACACGUGGUAGAAUGUACGAGUGUCCGGUUUCUUCGCCAGAACACUGCCAUUCUUUGAAUGUCGAUUUUUUGUUUUAUAUUUAACAUGAUUGCUGUAAAACAAUCGUCUAUCAUGGUUAAACUUUCUUGGAUUUUUCGCACAAACGUUACUCGAAGAGUUGUUAAGUAUCUUCGACUUGUCAAAUUUUAUACAAUUUGUAAAUUAGACUGCUACAAUAUAAAUUAUAUAUCAAUUUAUUAUGAA